This is a messenger RNA of Purpureocillium takamizusanense, 2823 nucleotides long. Its product is annotated as Tyrosinase. The coding region runs from base 994 to 2661 and encodes 555 amino acids. The transcript is spliced from 7 exons. The record is from RefSeq and is a predicted model, not a curated record. NCBI's taxonomy places the organism in Eukaryota, Fungi, Ascomycota, Sordariomycetes, Hypocreales, Ophiocordycipitaceae. Gene Ontology annotation, molecular function: oxidoreductase activity.
GGAAAAAGAUGAAAAAGAAUCUCGCGAUGCGAACCGUUGAUGACAUCGUGCGCUGGGGAAAGUGGAUGCCAGAGGGGAGCACAAGCCCCGAAAAUAUCCCACCCGCUUCCGCCAAGUCCGUACGUACGUACGUACUUUGUAUGCUGAGGUGCUCGUGGUUUGUGGUCCCCCUCGCGCCCCUGACCUAGUUCACCGCCAGCAGGCCGUUGCAUCUUGUACGAUGGCACCGGGGGACCUCGGCGAAUCGUCCACAGAGCCAACCAAACGCCGCAAGCAAGUCGUUUCUCUCGUCCCCGGCUCCAUGCCCCGUGCCCAUGCCGUCCAUACGCUGGGCGUGCAUCGGGGCAGCAGCCAUCGUGACUCCUCACACUGCCUUCGUCCACGCGUUCGUACGUAUAAUGUACGUACGUAUUGUCGCCGUCUCUCUUACCUUACCCACCUUACCUUGGCCCUUUCUCGCUCCCUCACCUCCUCGCUCGCCAUCCUUUUGUCCUGCAACAUCGGCUCGGCCUCCCCGGAUCGCGCAGCUGCCAGGGAUCCCCAGCGUGAAAUAUUGGAACUUUUCAUCAUCCUCUCCCCUCUCUUUCUCGCGCCUUCGCUCGUCGUCCGUUCCAUACAACGACUCGGAUGCACGUCCAGUCCCCAAGGUCCUUCUCCAGCUGAAUCUCGUACGUUGUCGGGCCACGGCCUAAAAUCUGCUAGGAACCGUGGUCAUGCGCCGCGCCUUGCCAGCAGAUGCCAGUCUUCGCCGACUUCAGGCCGUUCGUGUAAGGUUCCCAUCCUGUCGUGGAGAGUCAGCAUCCGGUGCUGCCGGUGGGACUGCGCAGUGUCGGCCAUGGAUAUAAAGGCCUCCCCAUCUCAGAGCCAUAAUGUGUCUCCCUCAGAUCCCUCGCCUCUCCCGCAGGGCACUACUUUGAUCCGCAUGAGGUGACAGACGCCGAGCUCCCUCCCUACCACUAAUACUACUGCUACUACUUUACGUCCGCUUGUAACAUGUUACCCAAGCUCUCCACGUUGUGGCCCGCGGCCCUUGCCGUUCUCGUCGCCGCCUCGUCAGUCGCUCUCGCACAGCAACACAUUCCCGUCACUGGCGCUCCUGUCCCGGGAAAUGGACCGGUUCCGCUGCGUCUCAAUAUCAAUGAUAUGCAGGCCCGGGGGGGGGCGGCUUGGCAUCUCUUCCUUCGGUCCCUGCGAGCCAUGUACGACAUGGAUCCGUCCGAUCAGCGCUCCUGGUUCCAGAUAGCGGGCAUCCACGGCAAGCCUUACGUCGAGUGGAACAAUGCCGGGCCCGAACAGUCCAACGGGUGGCGCGGCUACUGUCCCCAUGGUGAGAAGAUAUUCGCGAGCUGGCACCGUCCAUAUAUCGCACUGUUCGAGCAAGAGCUCGUCAGGCACGCGCAACGGCUCGCCGCCGAGUACCCGGUCCGGUGGCGCGACUCGUAUGUGAACGCGGCUGCAAAUUUGCGCAUCCCUUACUGGGACUGGGCGGCCGACCUGGCCGUGCCGCAAGCCACCGUCCCGCGCGUCGUCAAGGUCGUUAUCCCGGAUGGCGACGGCGUUCGCGAAGCCGACAUGGAGAACCCGCUGGCAACGUACCGGUACCCGGCUGCCGCGCUGCAAGGCCGCUUCGGCGUCUUCGACGACGUGAGGGGCAGGACUCGGAUCCUGCGCUGCCCAGCACCGGCAAGGUAUCCCGAGUCAGCCAACAAUGCUCUGCGGAGCCGCACCUACAAGGAGUGGGUUUACGAUGCCUUCGCGACCCAAAACGACUUCACUGGCUUCGCCACGGGUGAGAGGGGCUUCGGGCUGGAGCGGAUCCACGAUAGCAUCCAUUGGGACUCGGCGUGCGGACAACAGUUCUUGAGCGUCGACCUGACGGCCUUUGACCCCCUAUUCCUCUUUCACCACGCCAACGCCGACCGUCUCUGGGCGUACUGGCAGGCCGUGCACCCGGAGAGCCCCAUCUUCAACGACACUUACUGGGGCCGAUCGCGGUUCGCGACCCGCGAGAACACUCCCAUCGGCAACCAAUCCCCACUGGAACCCUUCUUCCAAACUUCGGGCGCUUUCCACACGUCUCUGUCCGUCCUCUCGUACGGCAGCUUCGGUUACUCGUAUCCAGGCCUCGAAUUCUGGGCCAAGAGCGUUCAGCAGAUGCAGCAAGACGCCACGCGCACCAUCAUUCAGCUCUAUGGCCCCAGACCGCGCGCGCCGGCGGCGAAGGCUCUUGGGGCUACCGGAGACGAGUCGACGCAGAAGUACCAGCCUCACCGGCGCUACUUUGUUAAACUGCAGCUCGACAGGACCCAGGUCGAGAGGCCGUGCUCCGUCAACGUGUACCUCGACGACCAGCGCGCUGGUAGUUGGGUCAUUGGGCAGCAGCCUGAGAGCGGCGUUGUCAAGGGCGGCUUCACCAUCGACAAGGCCGUCCAAGGCGCCGGCAGACACCUGAGUUCUGUCAACGACACGACAGACUUCAUCAAGCAUGCUCUGCGGGUCGAAAUCGAAACUCGCGACGGGAGAAAAAUCGACCUCAGCUCUGUGACAAGUCUUGCUAUGGAGCUCGAGGAUGUCGACGUUGUGCCUUCAGCGCGAGACGACGAGUUCCCUCGGUACGAGAGACCGCACCGGCAGCCAGUGACGGUGACGGGGCGUCAUUGAAUCCAAUUUCAAGUGCAUGGUACGGCGUGGGAUCAUUGCCUUUGACGUGGUUGGCCCAGUAUUGCCAGAGUUAGAUGUAGUCUGGUCGAAAAGUGUACAAAUUGUUACAGCCAUGGAUGGACAUGAUGCGUCCCUUGCUCGUCGCCGAGGCGCAAGAAUGCC